UUGAAGUGAGGGCUAGGGUUUUAAUCGUCGUUAUUAGCGCCUCAUAAAAUUUCAAUUUUAUUUUGUAAAGAUUUCAAAUUUAAAUAAAUAAUUAAAUCAGAAAGAUUAUUGGUUCCCUCUCCCUCGCAAUCGCACCGGAUUUGCAGUUGGCGCCGGCAGAGUACUGCGGCCACUCCGAGAAUCUCAGUCUGCAUAAUAAGCGUAGAGUUCAGUUAGCCAUUCAUCUCGUCAUGGAAGGAAAGCAUACAGCCAAGAAGCUUAAGUGUAGAGUAAAUAGCGAGGAGGGUCACGAUGAAAGUAGAAAAAGUAAAGCCUCAAAGUCUGGCGGUCAAGCAACAGAGCAUAAGGAGCAGCUGCAAAGGCUUAAAGAAAAGGAUCCAGAAUUCUAUGAAUUCUUGAGUGAGCAUGAUAAGGAACUUCUGCAGUUUGAUGAUGAGGAUAUCGAUGAAGAUACUGAUACCGAUGUGGAAGAAGUUGAAACGGAAGAAGCAGAUGAUGAAAGUAGUAGGGGUGAUAUUGCAGAAAAGGAAGAAAAAACUUCUAGAACUGUUAUAACUACUACAAUGGUUGAUUCCUGGUGUAACUCAAUUAAAGAGAGUGGAAAGAUCGGUGCUGUACGUUCCCUUUUGAGAGCUUUUCGCACUGCAUGCCACUAUGGUGAUGAUGGUGGAGAUGAGUUGUCAACAAAAUUUACUAUUAUGUCUAGCAGCGUCUUUAAUAAAGUAAUGUUAGUCGUACUAAGUGAAAUGGAUGGAAUACUUCGACAAUUGUUUAAGCUCCCUGCUACUGGUGGGAAAAAAGAGACAAUAAUAGAUCUGAUGAGCACAAAACAAUGGAAGAACUACAACCAUUUAGUGAAGUCAUAUCUUGGAAAUGCCUUGCAUGUCUUGAACCAAAUGACUGACACAGAGAUGAUAUCAUUUACUCUACGGCGUCUCAAAUAUUCUUCCAUAUUUCUGGCCGCUUUCCCAAGUCUUCUAAGGAAGUAUAUUAAGGUUUCUCUUCACUUUUGGGGCACUGGUGGAGGUGCCCUUCCAGUUGUAUCCUUUCUGUUUUUAAGAGAUUUAUGCAUUCGACUUGGAUCUGAUUGCUUAGAUGAAUGCUUCAAGGGGGUGUACAAAGCCUACAUUUUGAACUGCCAGUUUGUAAAUGCGAUGAAAUUACAACACAUCCAAUUUCUUGGGAAUUGUGUAAUUGAACUUUUUGGUAUAGACCUUCCAACUGCAUAUCAACAUGCCUUUGUUUUCAUCCGGCAAUUAGCAAUGUUAUUACGGGAUGCACUUAAUACGAGAACCAAGGAAUCUUUUCGAAAGGUUUAUGAGUGGAAGUUCAUGAACUGUCUUGAGCUCUGGACUGGAGCUAUCUGUGCCUAUGGCUCAGAAGCUGAUUUUAGGCCUCUUGCUUAUCCUUUAACCCAAAUAAUUACUGGAGUGGCCCGUUUACUUCCGACUGCCAGAUACUUUCCUCUUAGAUUGAGGUGUGCUAGAAUGCUCAAUCGAAUUGCUGCUUCAACUGGUACUUUCAUACCAGUUUCUAUGCUCCUUUUGGACAUGCUGGAAAUGAAAGAACUGAAUAGGCCCCCUACUGGAGGUGUUGGCAAAGCUGUUGAUUUGCAAACAAUAAUCAAGGUUAGCAAGCCAAACCUCAAGACUCGAGCAUUUCAGGAGGCAUGUGUAUUUUCUGUUAUUGAUGAGCUUGCUGAACAUUUAGCUCAAUGGAGCUAUUCUGCUGCUUUCUUUGAGUUGUCUUUUAUCCCAGUUGUACGACUUCAUAGCUUUUGCAAAUUGACCAAAAUUGAGAGGUUUCGGAAAGCAAUGAGGCAGCUUAAUCGUCAGAUCAAGGCUAGCUCUGAUGUUAUAAAUGAAAAGCGUGUUUCGAUCUCUUUUAUGCCAAAUGAUCCUGCAGCAACAUCAUUUCUUGAGGAUGAGAAAAAAAUAGGAGCUAGUCCUCUGUCGCAGUAUGUCUUGAUGCUACGCCAAAGAGCAAAGCAGAGAAGUGAUUCAUUGAUGGAAUCCAGUGUCCUUGUGGGUGAGAAGUCAUCUAUCUUUGGGACUAAGAUACCAGAAAGUGAUGAAGAUGAAGGUGAUUCCAGGAAUGAGGAAGGUGCUGCUGUCUUUAGCUCCUCCUGGUUACCAGGAGGUGAUCCCAAGGCUAGACCACCUAAGGACUCGGAUAAGAAGAGGAAAAAGAAGAGAAAGACAGAGGAACUGGAAGGGGUAGCUAUGGAUGAAGAUGUUGUUGAGGACUUGGUGCUUAGUUCUGAUGAAGAUGACUCUCUGAGUGACACUCCUUCUGAUGGGGAUGAUGGAAAUGGCAAAGCAGCGCCACAAAACCAGCAAAAACAGAAGCAGAAACAAUCUACCACUGCAUCAAAGAAAAAAUCUCGUGCAAAUAAAUCGAGGAAGAGAAAGAGGGCAAAUUCUUAGAGGAUACAUCAAUGGAAAAAGAUGGUUUUUGUAAAACGAUAUACUCGUAACUGUAUAAUGGAGAGCACAUGAUUAUUAUUAUUUUUUAA
Messenger RNA from Ziziphus jujuba (common jujube), 2515 nucleotides. RefSeq names its product nucleolar complex-associated protein 2. NCBI's taxonomy places the organism in Eukaryota, Viridiplantae, Streptophyta, Magnoliopsida, Rosales, Rhamnaceae. The transcript is spliced from 12 exons. Gene Ontology annotation, cellular component: nucleoplasm; Noc1p-Noc2p complex; Noc2p-Noc3p complex. The record is from RefSeq and is a predicted model, not a curated record. The coding region runs from base 231 to 2426 and encodes 731 amino acids. Gene Ontology annotation, biological process: ribosomal large subunit biogenesis.